This is a messenger RNA of Mugil cephalus (flathead mullet), 1579 nucleotides long. RefSeq names its product EARP complex and GARP complex interacting protein 1 (gene eipr1). Bases 142 to 1305 code for a protein of 387 amino acids. Lineage: Eukaryota; Metazoa; Chordata; Actinopteri; Mugiliformes; Mugilidae. The transcript is spliced from 9 exons. The record is from RefSeq and is a predicted model, not a curated record. Gene Ontology annotation, molecular function: protein binding. Gene Ontology annotation, biological process: protein ubiquitination.
GCUAAAUCUUUUGAAUCGCGGAAGUGCGGCCACUGUGGUUUGUUUUGAGCUACGCGUAGCACAACUGGAGUAUUAUCGAAACAUUUUCGUCUCAAAGACAACUUUUACAGAGCAACAGAGCACUGGCAUCAGACUGAUAAAAUGGAGGACGACGCUCCUGUUAUUUAUGGUCUCGAAUUUCAGGCAAGAGCACUCACUGCUCAGACAGCUGAGACUGAUGCCAUUCGUUUCCUCGUGGGCACACAGUCGCUGAAAUUUGACAACCAGAUCCACAUCAUUGACUUUGAUGAUGAGAAUAACAUCAUUAAUAAGAAUGUCCUUCUGCACCAAGCUGGGGAGAUAUGGCACAUUGGCGCCAGUCCUGCAGAUAAGGCUGUGCUUACCACCUGCUAUAACAAAACCAGUGACAGCAGGGUGGUGUCCUGUGCAGCAGUAUGGCGGAUGCCCUCUGACUGGGAGAGCGGAAGUCAUGAGUCACCUGACGACUCCGCCCACAACCCCCAAACCCUGGAGCUGCUCUGUCACCUGGACGACAGCGCCCACGGUAACGCCGCCUGCGUGCUGUGGGAGCCGAUGGGGGACGGCAAGCGUGUGAUUUCGUUGGCUGAUAACCAUGCACUACUCUGGGACCUGCAGGAGAGCUCCACGCAGGCCACGGUCUCCAGCACCGCCACCCUCGAAGGUAAAGGUCAGUUGAAGUUCACAUCUGGUAAGUGGAGCCCCCACCACAACUGCAGCCAGCUCGCCACAGCCAAUGACACAGCCAUACGAGGCUGGGACCUCCGCACUAUGAGCCAGAUCUACUGUAUAGAGAACGCCCAUGGCCAGCUGGUGCGUGACCUGGACUUCAAUCCCAACCGCCAGUACUACCUGGCCAGCUGCGGAGACGACUGCAAGGUCAAGUUCUGGGACGUUCGCAAUGUCCAGGAGCCCGUGAAGACCCUGGAGGACCACUCGCACUGGGUGUGGAGCGUCCGCUACAACCACAGCCACGACCAGCUGGUGUUGACAGCCAGCAGUGACAGCCGCCUCAUCCUCUCCAACAUGGUGUCCAUCUCCUCGGAGCCAUUCGGACACUUGGUGGAUGACGAGGAACUCAGCGAGGGGGAGGACAACCACCAGGAAGACAAGAGUAAGGAGCCACUAAAGGACAGCGUGGUGUCCACCUAUGAGGAACACGAGGACAGUGUGUACGCAGCGGAGUGGUCAUCGGCUGACCCCUGGCUCUUCGCCUCGCUCAGUUACGAUGGACGCCUUGUUAUCAACAGGGUCCCCCGCGCUCUCAAAUACCGCAUCCUGCUCUGAGCGAGGGGAGGGAAGGUGAUCAAGUUUGUGGGAAUGUUUGUGUGUGUGGAAGCUUGAUACUGUAUGAGUGCUGCAGAAGACUGUAUGUGAAGGCAGCAAUGGAAAAGACUUUUUUUGUGUCUUUUUGUGUGUGUGUGUGUGUGUGUGUGUGUGUGUGUGUGUGUGAUUUAAUUUCACUGUACUACUCAUGGUCAUAGUGCGAAAACCGUAAAAAAAUAAAAAAUAAAAACUGUGUGCUCCAUAACAUUAAAGUAAAAAGACUUCUGGAAAAACA